Messenger RNA from Plasmodium yoelii, 3951 nucleotides. RefSeq lists its product as uncharacterized. Bases 1 to 3951 code for a protein of 1316 amino acids. The transcript has a single exon. Lineage: Eukaryota; Apicomplexa; Aconoidasida; Haemosporida; Plasmodiidae. The record is from RefSeq and is a predicted model, not a curated record.
AUGAACAAAGACAUAUUUACAUAUGAGAACAUUUUUAAAAACACAAACAUAAAUAAAAUACAAGAUAAACGAAAAAAAUCACAAAAUGUAUCAAACACACAAACUGUAUCAAGCACACAAACUGUAUCAAACGCACAAACUGUAUCAAACGCACAAACUGUAUCAAACGCACAAACUGUAUCAAGCACACAAAAUGAAAUAGAUAUAAAAUCGGAUAGGAACAUAAUAAAUAAUGUGGAAAAAGAAUCAGAAAAUUCGAAGAAUAUUAAUAAUAAAAUUUUUGAAGAAAAUGAAAAAAAAAUAAAAAUGAAAAAAGAUAUAUAUACUCUUUUUGAUGAUAAAAAUGAAAUAAAUAAUAAAGAAACUAACCCUUUUAACUUUUAUUAUACUAAUGAAAAUGCAAACAGUUCUCAAUGUUUACCUACUUAUAAUAUAAGUGCAGAAAAAGACGAAGCAAUAGAUGCAAUAAAAAGUGUAGAGGAUACUGAAUUGGCUAGAAAUGAGCAUAAUCUAGUAAAAAAUGAACCCGAUUUAAGCAAAUUUAACCAGCCACGAAAUGGCAACCCACAAUUAGAUGCGAAAAAACAAACAGAAGAAACUGCGUCUGACAAUUUUAUGUGCUUCUGUUUUGGAAGAUGUGGGACAUUUUUUUACACACAAGGCAGUUCUAUAGCAUAUGACCAACUUAUAAAUAUAAUCGAUAAAAAAGUGACAAAAAAAGUGGAAAAAAAAGUGGAAAAAGGCGAAAUGAACAAACAGAACGAAAUGAAUGAAUAUAUAUAUGCGUUGAAAUCAUUUCCAGGUCCUUUUUCUCGAAGGAAUAGUAAAAUAGAUGAAAAAAUAAAAAAGUAUUUAAAUAAAUUUAUAAAUAUAAAGAAAGAAAAAUAUAAAAAUAAUAUUUUUGAGGAUACACAAAAAAAUAGUAUAUACAACCAUUUAUUAAAUAUAAUUGAAAAUGAUAAUUUGUUGGAGUUUAAUUUGAAACAAUUAAAUGUUAAUAAAAAUUAUGAACAUAAUAAAAAUGAACAAAAUAAUAUCGUAAUGAAACUGUUAAAAAAUUAUAAAAAUAAUUCUAACAAUAAAAAUAAUAUGAAAGAGAUAUAUUCUGAAUGGGAAGAAACUGAUAAUUCUUCUUCUGAUUGUUCAGAAAUAGAAUCAAAUAAAAAAUAUAAUAAAGAAAUGCGUGAAUUUAGAAUUUCAAGCAAAGAUUAUAAUAACAAAACCCAAUUUAAUAAUAAAACCCAAUUUAAUAAUAAAACACAAUUUAAUAAUAAAACACAAUAUAAUAACAAAAACCAAUUUAAUAAUAAAACCCAAUUUAAUAACAAUGAUAAGCCUAAAUGUGUAAUAAAUAGUUUUAACGAAAUAUAUAAAGAUGAUAAUGAAGAAAAUUUUUUUCAAAUAGUAUAUGGAAAAGAUUUAAAAUAUGGAUUCAUAUAUAAUAAAAAAUAUUAUUUUUCAGAUUUAAUAAAUAAAAAAUUUAUAUAUAACAUAUUUAAAUUACAAAAUAAUGAACGAAUAACAACGGAUGAUAUAUAUUUAGAAUAUUUUAGUUUGUGUAUAUAUAAUAGUAAAAAGGCUACAAAAUUAUGUUUAAAAAAUAAUUUAUAUAAAUAUUUUUUUUUAAUUCUAAAAAAAUAUAAUAAAAAAAAAUAUAAUAAAAUGCUAGAUAAAUAUAUAAAACAUAUAAGUGUAUCAUUUAAUAAUGAAUUAGAUGUAAAAAGUUGUAUGCAAAAUAUUUACAAAAUAUAUAAUUAUAAUAUAUAUGAUGAUGUAUUGGUUCAAUCAUUUAUUUUUUUUAUUUGUUUAUUAAAUAAAAAAUCUAUUUUUUUUAAAAAUAAAAAUAUUAUUAUAAAUCAUUGGUAUGUAUUCUAUACAUUAAUACUUCACAAUUUUAUAUUUCAGUUUUCUGAAAAUGAAAUUGAUUAUUGUGAUUAUAAGGAAGAUAUUAUCAAAUUUUUUCAAUAUCUGAUUGACUUGUUAAUAUAUAAUAAUAGACAUAUUGAAUCUCAAUUUCUUUAUUUAAUUAUUUCUGGAAAUCCAUGCAUCUAUCAAAAUAAAACAUCGUACAUUUCAGAUACUAACUUACACACGGGUUCAUAUAAAAAUGGUGAUGCUCUCAAAGUAUCAAAUGUGGUUGGCAAAACGGACGAUAUUGACGGCAUUGGCAAAGCGGACGAUAUUGACGGAAUUGACGAAGUGGGAGGACAAAAUGGGGCCUCGUCUGAACCCAAAAUAGAAUCACUAAUCCGACAUCUACCAAAAAUUUCAUUUGAUGUAUAUACUUUUCAAGUUUGUGAUAUUUUUGAAUAUUUAUACAGAUUCAAAGAAGAAAGUUUUUUUUAUGAUGAUUUAAUUAUUUAUAAAAUAUAUUAUGCAUCUAUAUUAUUAGAAUUUGGAUUACUAGAACAAGCCAAACAAUAUAUAGAUAUUUUAUAUUAUUAUAUAGAUGUAAUAAAAAGUAAUAAAAAAAAUGAAAAUAUUAAUUAUAUAUUAUAUUUAUAUGAAACAUUAGUAAAUCAGUUGAAUUAUAUUUCUCCACAUAAAUUAUCUACUAAUCAAAAUCUUCAAAAUGAAAAUUAUAUAAAUUUAUAUUCGAAUCAAAAUAAUUACAAUGUACAUAAUUAUAAAAUUGUUUCAAAAAACGAUAAUAUAAAAAAUUCUAAAAUUUUAACAGAAACACAAAAUCAAAUAAAUAAAAAUAAUAACAAUAUACAUAUUCUUCAUCCCGAAUCUAAUUUACAAAAUUCGAUACAUAUAAUUGAAAAUGCAUCUGAGAAAUUGGAAACUGUUCAAAAUAAUCCUUUUCUGAAAAAUGAAAAUUAUCAAACAAAUAAAGAACAAAUACAAAAUUAUGAUGAUUCUAAUUAUCAAAAUAAUAUAGAUAAUACAUUAAUUCCAGAAACCGGUUAUUAUAAUUUACAUACAAAUGAGCCUGUACAUAAUUAUAUGGAAUACCAAACUGUCGAACAAAAUGCUGCCCAGCCAAUGCACACCCACAACACCCACAACGCCCACAACGCCCACAACAUCUACAACAGUAGCUAUAACAAUGAUGACUACAAUAAUGACUACAACAAUAAUGGUAUGAUUAACAAUGCCAUGAUUGACAAUGCCAUGAUUGGCAAUGCCAUGAUUAACAAUGCCAUGCUUAACGACAAUGUGACCCAUAAUCAACCAGAUGAAAUUUCUAACAUAUUUCCAAACACACAUAUAAUAAUGUCUACCCAAGAAAAUAGAAUUGAUUAUAAAACAAAUUAUUCAAAUAACAUUUCUGGCGACUCUAUACCACAAAUUAAAUACGGAGAAUAUAAUAAUAUGAUGCAAUACAAUUAUUAUGAAUCAAAUUCGGGCAAAUAUAUUUCCCCAAAUUAUAAUGUAAAUAAAAUGAACGAUUUCUACAGUUAUAACAACAACCCUUCCCAUGUAGACCCACAAAAUAUUAACUACUACUAUAACAAUAAUAAUAAUAGUAACACUUAUUCUGACGAAAAUUGUCAGAAAAUGAAAAUAAAUGACGUACCAACUAGCGUAUCAGCUGACGUACCAACUAGCGAGCCAACUAGCGUACCAGCUGACGUACCAAAUAGCGAGCCAAAUCGUAAUGAUGCGAAUCAGACUAAUGUAGACUUGAUAAAUAUGGGUAAAAGUUUUAUAUCUGGUUUUUUCUCAAAUAUCAAAGAGAAAAUAAAAAUAGUUGAUACAGGAAAAGAAGAAACAGAAAAAGAAGAUGAAAAUAUAUUUUAUUAUGAUUAUAAAAAAAAAAGAUGGAGAGAAAAGGGUGUCACAUCUGAUGAAGAAAAAGAACGUGAAGAAACAAAAUUAAAAAACAAAAUGGAAAUGUCAAAAAUAACACCCCCUCUUGUAUCAAAUGCAUAUAAUAACACAAACCCUAAAAAACCUUUGGAUAUGAAAGAUGUAAGAAGUAGAUAUGUCGACUAUUUUAAUUAA